This is a messenger RNA of Molossus molossus (Pallas's mastiff bat), 2872 nucleotides long. RefSeq names its product ATPase Na+/K+ transporting subunit beta 2 (gene ATP1B2). The record is from RefSeq and is a predicted model, not a curated record. Gene Ontology annotation, molecular function: ATPase activator activity. Gene Ontology annotation, biological process: intracellular potassium ion homeostasis; intracellular sodium ion homeostasis; sodium ion export across plasma membrane. Bases 612 to 1532 code for a protein of 306 amino acids. NCBI's taxonomy places the organism in Eukaryota, Metazoa, Chordata, Mammalia, Chiroptera, Molossidae. The transcript is spliced from 9 exons. Gene Ontology annotation, cellular component: sodium:potassium-exchanging ATPase complex.
UCCGCGACCGCGGGCCCGCACUGCUGAGGAGCGGAGCCUCGGGUUGGGGGGCUCCUAUCCCUGGUUGACCUCAACUGCGCGUCCCCCACCCCACCCCGGUGACCAGCUGCCACUGGUGUAGCGGUAUCUGCCUGGCGGAAGAGUCUUCAGCGGUCACCCGACCCCUCUCCACAGCCUCUGUGAAUCUCAGAUUUCGGGGCUGCCCCCUCCCCCAUCUCUCUCUCUGCCUCUGCACCCCGAUUUGUUCUGCGUUUCUUUUGGGUUUUGCUGCCGUCUAUUUUUGCAUCUCUUUUCGUUUUCCUUCUAGGAGGUGGGGUGAAGCAGCACUUGUACCCCUUCCCCUUUUUAUCCUCCCCUCCUCUGAUAACCACCCUUUACAUCGCAGUCCGGGGGCCUAGGAUCUGUGCAUACCACGCCGCGUGCCAGCAACCCGCAGCGCGUGGCCGUGCACCCCGGAAUUUGCAACAGCUGCAUAUUUGAAGGGGGUCUCCCUCGUCCCAGCUGCCUUUGCUCCCGGAGCAUUCCAGUGCGUGCAAGGGGGGCUACAGCGCACCGCACCCAGCUUCUUCGUAGCCCCCCGCCCCGCGUGGGACUCGUCCCCCGCCGCCAAGAUGGUCAUCAAGAAAGAGAAGAAGAGCUGCGGGCAGGUGGUUGAGGAGUGGAAGGAGUUCGUGUGGAACCCGAGGACGCACCAGUUCAUGGGCCGCACCGGGACCAGCUGGGCCUUUAUCCUCCUCUUCUACUUCAUCUUCUAUGGCUUCCUCACGGCCAUGUUCACCCUCACCAUGUGGGUGAUGCUGCAGACUGUCUCUGACCAUACCCCCAAGUACCAGGACCGACUGGCCACACCAGGCUUGAUGAUUCGCCCCAAGACUGAGAACCUUGAUGUCAUUGUCAACAUCAGUGACACUGAAAGCUGGAACCAGCAUGUUCAGAAGCUCAACAAGUUCUUGGAGCCUUACAAUGACUCCAUCCAAGCCCAAAAGAAUGAUGUCUGCCGCCCUGGGCGCUAUUAUGAACAGCCAGAUAACGGAGUCCUCAACUACCCAAAACGUGCCUGCCAGUUCAACCGGACCCAGCUGGGUGACUGCUCUGGCAUCGGGGACCCUACCCACUAUGGUUAUAGCACUGGGCAGCCCUGUGUCUUCAUUAAGAUGAACCGGGUCAUCAACUUCUAUGCAGGAGCAAACCAGAGCAUGAAUGUUACCUGUGUGGGGAAGAGGCCCCGUCACUAUAGGGACAAGGGGAAACCGAUUCCUGAGGAUGGGCGAGAUGAAGAUGCUGAGAAUCUGGGCAGCUUUGUCAUGUUCCCUGCCAAUGGCAACAUCGACCUCAUGUACUUCCCCUACUAUGGCAAAAAGUUCCACGUGAACUACACACAGCCCCUGGUAGCUGUGAAGUUCCUGAAUGUGACCCCCAACGUGGAGGUGAAUGUGGAAUGCCGAAUCAACGCAGCCAACAUCGCCACAGAUGAUGAGCGAGACAAGUUCGCUGGCCGAGUGGCCUUCAAACUCCGCAUCAACAAAACCUGAGAGACCCCCUUUCCUCCCAUCCCAACUUCUUUCCUGUGGAUGCUCUGGAAUGCCCCUUUUCCUUUACUUCUGAACCCAGCCUGAUUGAUGUCCAUUGUGAUUUCACACAUUUUCCACCAUCUUCUCCCGACCCUAGCUCAGACAGGGAGAUGGAAUCCCAAGAUGGUCACAGAGGAGCCAUUCUGGUUCUGAUUUAGCUGUGAUGGGGGGCGGGGGUCCCCACAGCUAUCCUCGUAUCCCCUGAGAGAUACAGAAAAUGCCUACCCACCUUCACACCACCCACCCAAUCUCUUUUCACCCCUUAGCUUCCAGACAGGCAUGUGACACGCCAUUCUUCCAUUUCUAAGUGUAGCCGCUGUCACCUCCUUCUCUGUCCCACACUUUCUCCCUCCUAUACACUGUUGCUAUCUUGGUGGCUGUUGACUUAUCUGGUUCCUCUGGUAGGUCUUUCUCCACCUCCUGUCCAUUUUAUUCUCCUUUUGGGACAGGUGGCUCUGUAGCCUUUUCCCUCUUUCCUGGCACAUUCCACUUCUCAUGCUAAGGUGACUGUGAGCUGGGAGUGAGGGUCGGGAAGAGAAGUCUGUGCUGGUUUUUCUUGAAAAUUCUCUUCCUGGUCUCUGUCACCCACAUAGGCACUCCUCAGAGGGGCAGGGUUGAUCUAGGCUGAACAUCACUUUGUUUUUGCCGAUGGCUCCCUUACCCCGUCCGGUUUUCCCAGAAUAUCCAAGUUCCACUUCCCAGGAGCCCUGGGGGAGGGGCAGCCAUUUUGGAUCUGUCCCCAGUGGCCACCUUGGAAACGUCAGCAGGCUAUGGGACUAUUCCACCUCCUUCCCUGGGCCCAGAUCUGCCCCCACUGUCCACUUGCUGGCUUCUCUUUGCAAUUUAUCAACUAAUCACUAACUCCUUUCCUUUGCUCUACAUUUUAGCCUGAAACUUGCAACUACCCCCUCAAUUUAGGCCCUGAAUUUCCUGGCUCUGUCUCCUUUAAAUCCCUUUGCAUUUUUAAACAAAUCCCUAGUGCCCAUAGAAUUGUAAAAGAGGGACCUCCAGUAUUCUUGAGUUACAGAGGUGUUUUAACGGUCUCCAACGCUUCACUUCCUCACCUCUCUAAUCUCCCUUUGCUUUUUUGAUGCUGCAGCCUCCACACCCCACCCGCAGAUGGACCCUUCCCUUUGAUCUCUUGCUGGAUGUUUCUUCCCUUUGGGUCCCUAUGUUUUCCUGCACUCCCCUCAUCCCUAUGGUCUCUCUCUGCAGUUAUUUAAUGCCUGUGCCAGAUCUACUGUAAAAAGAGAAUUAAGUACAAUAAAAUGAGAGCAAUUAUAUAUAUAAAUAUAUAUCAU